Molecule: messenger RNA, 4748 nt
Organism: Pogoniulus pusillus (Red-fronted tinkerbird)
Lineage: Eukaryota; Metazoa; Chordata; Aves; Piciformes; Lybiidae
Gene: ARHGEF6
Product: Rac/Cdc42 guanine nucleotide exchange factor 6
Exons: 22
Coding region: 1-2334 (777 amino acids)
Biological process (GO): lamellipodium assembly; intracellular signal transduction
Cellular component (GO): cytoplasm; lamellipodium
Molecular function (GO): guanyl-nucleotide exchange factor activity; protein binding
Source: RefSeq, a predicted model, not a curated record
AUGAAUCCAGAGGAGCAAACUGUAACCUGGCUUAUUUCCUUAGGAGUUUUAAAUUCCCCUAAGAAAAUAGUAGAGGAUCCAGGAGAGUUCCUGAAAACUUCUCUGAAAGAUGGGACUGUGCUUUGUAAACUCAUUAAUCGGCUUCUUCCAGGAUCUGCAGAGAAGUAUUGCUUGGAGCCUAAAAAUGAAGCUGAUUGCAUCAGUAACAUCCAAGAGUUCUUGAAAGGCUGUGCAGCCCUUAAAGUGGAGGUGUUUGAUCCGCGGGAUUUGUACACCGGAGAACAGUUCUCCAAGGUCCUGAGUACAUUAACAGCUGUAAAUAAAGCUACUGAAGAUCAGCCAACACCGGGGCCAUGUUCGCAUCUCUCGUCUCUUAGCUCUGCAGCUGGAGGUCCCCACACCGACUCCACCAGCACAGCUUCACAGUCAGCGAGGGUGUUGAGGAGGCAAUCCAAGCCUGUGGAGAUGACCGAGAAUGGCACUCAUCAGCUGGUGGUAAAGGCCAGGUUCAAUUUUAAACAGACCAAUGAAGAUGAACUCUCUGUUAACAAAGGAGAUAUUAUUUAUGUCACCAGGGUCGAAGAAGGGGGCUGGUGGGAAGGGACCCUGAAUGGAAAAACAGGCUGGUUCCCAAGCAACUACGUCAGAGAAAUCAAAUCCAGCGAUAAACCACUCUCCCCCAAAGCAUUAAAAGGACUCGAAAGCACUCAGCUGACAAAGAAUUAUUACCCUGUGGUGUUGCAAAAUAUUCUGGAAACAGAACGAGAUUAUGCGAAGGAACUGCAGUCACUUCUGGGAACUUACUUAAGACCCCUCCAGUCUUAUGAUAAGCUCAGCGCUGUGGACAUUGCAUCGCUACUGGGAAACGUGGAAGAAAUCUCUGCAUUCCAGCAAACCCUGAACCAAGCCUUGGAAGAAGUUGCAAAGCUCCCUGAGAACCAGCAGCGUGUGGGAGGCUGUUUCAUGAACCUGAUGCCCCAGUUCCGCUCCCUGUACCUGACCUACUGCGCUAACCACCCCUCGGCGGUCAGUGUCCUCACGCAGCACAGUGAUGAGCUGGAGAAGUUUAUGGAGAGCCAGGGGGCUGCCAACCCUGGCAUCCUCAUCUUAACCACAAGCCUCAGCAAACCCUUCCUGAGACUGGACAAAUAUGUGACACUGCUGCAGGAGCUGGAGCGGCACAUGGAGGAGGCGCAUGCGGAUCACGAAGAGAUUCUGAAAGCCAUCACAUCCUUCAAGUCCCUUGUGUCACAAUGCCAGGAGCUGAGGAAGAGGAAGCAACUGGAGCUGCAGAUCCUUUCUGAAUCCAUCCAGCGCUGGGAAGGAGAGGACAUAAAAACAUUGGGAAAUGUCAUCUACAUGUCCCAGGUUAUGGUACAGUGUGGGGGGAGUGAGGAGAAAGAGGAGCGCUAUUUCUUGUUGUUUCCCAGCGUUCUGCUGAUGCUGUCUGCCAGCCCACGGAUGAGUGGGUUCAUCUAUCAGGGAAAGCUGCCUUUGACGGGCAUGAUGCUGACAAAGCUGGAAGAUGCUGAAGGGAGCGAGCACAUGUUUGAAAUCACAGGGAACAUGAUGGAGAGGAUCACCGUGUCGUGCAGCACCAGCCAAGACUUGCACGAGUGGCUUGACCACUUGCAAAGGCUGACCAAGGGGACCUGCAACACUGUGUCCAAAACACAGUCCUGGAGCGUUCACUCGACAUUUAGUUCAGCUGGACAGAUCCGUGGACCUCUGGAACCCCCCAAAAUCCUAAAGCCCUGGAGCUUGAGCUGCCUCCGUCCUGCUCCUCCGCUCAGACCCUCGGCAGCGUUGAGUUACAAAGAGAGGAUGUCUUAUAUCUUAAAGGAUUCCAGCAAAAGUCCAAAAACAAUGAAGAAGUUUCUUCCAAAAAGGAAAACUGAGAGAAAACCAUCAGAUGAAGAGUUUGUUAUCCGGAAAAGUACUGCUGCACUGGAAGAAGAUGCUCAGAUCCUGAAGGUGAUCGAAGCGUACUGUACCGGAGCAGGCUUCCAGCAAGCUCUCAGCUCAGGCUCCCGUAAAGACUCCAUCCCCCAAGUCCUCCUUCCUGAGGAAGAGAAAAUCAUCAUAGAGGAAACACGAAGCAAUGGCCAGACAGUCACAGAGGAAAAGAGCCUCGUUGACACUGUUUAUGCACUGAAAGAUGAAGUCAAAGAACUGAAGCAGGAGAACAAAAGGAUGAAGCAGUGUUUGGAGGAAGAGCUUAAAUGCAGGAAGGACUUGGAGAAGCUGGUGAGAAGACUGCUGAAGCAGACAGAUGAGUGCAGCAGCAGCAGCAGCAGGGAGGAGACUGGGCGCAAGUCGUCGCUGAUCGCCUGAACUGAGGGGGAGAAGCUGCUGGCAGUGGUGUGUUGGAGACCUCAGGUGUUUUGCUUGUUGGGUUAUUUUGCUGUUUUGGAAAGCCUCUUCUUGCUCUUUGUUUUGUUGGUUUGGGGGGAAUUUUAUUUACCAAAAAAAAAAAGAAAAGUCAUAGGAAAAAAACCCAAACAAAACCCAAACAAACCAAAACAAAAACAAAGGGAAGUUUUUCUUCCAUCCACUAAGGAAAUAAAGCAGGAACAAUCCAUCCCAGCUAAAGCAGUAAGUGAGCGGUCCACGAUUCACAAUUCGUCUGCAGCAACUAAUACCUCACAUCCUACCUGCUCCUGGCAGCAGAAGGCAAACUCUGGCUGCUGCUUGCCCCUGGCAGAAAGGGUUGGCAGCAGUUAAGUUUCCUGAAGGAAGCUUAAGCACUUUGCAAUGCUCUCAUUCUUUUCCGAAGCACCGGUACCUAUUUAUUGAAUGAAAAACAUCACUGAGGUGGCAGCGAGCAGCAGCCAAACCAAGUAAAUAGAAAGCACCACGCUCCUCGCUUCAGAUAAUCACAGCUGGGGGAGGCUUUGCCCACCCACUUUCUUUCUCCCUCUUAGUUGACUGUAGCUAACCAGAGCCCAGCAAUACUGUGGUUCCCGUGUGGCCUUGAUCACUGAUUAAAAUGUGCAAUUAACCUGAAGGCAUUUGAACCCCUCGGGGAGGGAAGUCAGCUCUGGAGUGCCUGGCAGAGCGCAGGGGAAGGUCUGGGGCGCAGUGCUGCCUCCUAACAGCUCCAUCGGCGCAACAGGUAGCUGCUGUUCUGCUCCAGCCCAACCCUUUUCUUAACGCAUGACCCUUGCGUUGUUUUCACGUCCAGUGUCCAGGUAUGAGUUGAUAGUUUUGCUGUGCUUCCCCUUGCAGGAUGUGCUGCUCUCUGGAUGAAAUGUAAGCACUUGCUUGACAACAACAAAAGGACCCCCAAAAGUGUCGGUUCCUUGCUCCCUUCUGCCCACCCUAAGCAUUCCAAAGCUCCUUCCCAAAGCUCAGUGGCCACUUCUCCCCUCCCCCCUCCCCCCGCCCCGAUUGCCCCAAAGGGGCUUUCGACUAAGGAAAAAGGAACUUUUUCCCGUGGGAUAGGAAAGGGAUUUAUGUUAAUGCUUUGACAGAAGCUGGAAUGCUCCUGGGGCAAGGAUGUGCAACACACUUCCAGAUCCCUGCGCAGCAUCUCCAACCCAGCACACAGGCAACAUGCAUAUGUAUCAGCUGUCUUCAUCUUACUUGGUGUUAGAGCCUAGUUUAGGACUGAUGUUCUCCUUCCUUCCUUCCUUAGCAGCAUUAUAAAAGUAACCUUCUGUUUUUAAAGUUAAGGAUAAGUUCUACAUAUAUCACAGGGCAGCGUGGUCCCAGGGUGUGCAGAGACACCACAGCUCAGCACAGUCAUCGCCCUUAUGUUGGUCGUGAAGGACACAAGAGGCAAUAAUUGCAGCUCCCUCCUUGCCAUUAACAUCUAACCAGAGCACAGCAAAUGGUGUCUGGGCAGAACUAGGCUCAAAAACAUCACAAGGAGUGUGAAAAAGAAACCUUCUCCUUGAGAGACCUGUUCUAGUGGGAGGUGUCCCUGCCUAAGGCAGGAGGUUGGAACUGGAUGAUCUUUCAGGUCCCUUCCAACCUAAACCGUUCUGUGACUCUCUCUCAAUGCCAGCUCUUUCUAGGACAGCCCAGAGGGCUUUUUUUAUCCAGCUCUGGCUACAUUUGCCAUCUCCAGAGCACCCCAGCCGGAUGGCAGCUCCCCACACCCACACCCAGGCAUGCUUUGGUCAGCAGUCAAGCCCUGCCGGGCUGGAUUCCAGGAUAACGACCUUCUGGCUGCACUCUGAGCUGGGAUGCUGUGCCCGCUCAGCCCAGCACUGACUGCUGCUGCUGCCUGCGCAGAGGUGGGCUGGGGGCCGGGCUGGUGAUGUGCAGCCAGUGCAAGGCAGCAAGCAGAGGGCAGUCCGAGGAGAGGGUAGGGCUGUCUCCUCGCUGCGCCCGCGGCUUGGUCCAACCCCCCCCCCCCCCCCCCCCAGCGCUGUGUACAUACGCAGAUCUGGGAGGUGUCACUCGAUGGAUGGAGGGCACACUGGGACCGUUUGGAUCAAGGGUUUGUCAAGAGCUAGAAGCCAAAAAACGACAAGAAAAUAAAACCAAGAGGAAAAGAAGCCAUGCCGGAUGGACAGCAAUGUUCCCACAUUUACUUUUGUUUACAGUGCUUUUGUAAAUAGGUUCCAGUGAGUCUGUCUUUAGGGAGGAUGUUGUGUCAGCUGCCUUCCAGUUUAUCUUGGUCAUGUAGGUUUCUUUAACUACUUAUGCAAGGUCAACUUUUCUAACAUGUUUUUAUUUUGGACAGGUUUUUUAAUUGACAUUUUCGACAAAUAAAGAAGGAUGCAAAAGUUUGCUUCUUA